AUGGGAAAGGAAAAGGUUCAUAUUAACGUCGUCGUUAUCGGCCACGUCGACUCCGGAAAGUCCACCACCACCGGUCAUUUGAUCUACAAAUGUGGUGGAAUUGACAAGCGUACCAUCGAGAAGUUCGAGAAGGAAGCCGCUGAACUCGGUAAGGGUUCUUUCAAGUACGCAUGGGUUUUGGACAAACUCAAGGCUGAGCGUGAACGUGGUAUCACCAUUGACAUUGCUCUCUGGAAGUUUGAGACUCCAAGAUACUAUGUAACCGUCAUUGAUGCCCCUGGUCAUCGUGAUUUCAUCAAGAACAUGAUCACUGGUACUUCCCAGGCUGAUUGUGCCGUUCUUAUCAUUGCCGCUGGUACUGGUGAGUUCGAGGCUGGUAUCUCCAAGGAUGGCCAAACUCGUGAGCACGCUCUUCUCGCCUACACCCUUGGUGUCAAGCAACUCAUUGUUGCCAUCAACAAGAUGGACACCACCAAGUGGUCCGAGGAUCGUUACCAAGAGAUCAUCAAGGAGACCUCCAACUUCAUCAAGAAGGUCGGAUACAACCCAAAGACCGUUCCUUUCGUUCCUAUCUCCGGUUUCAACGGUGAUAACAUGAUCGACAACUCCCCUAACUGCCCAUGGUACAAGGGAUGGAACAAGGAGGGUAAGGGAGGAGCCAAGACUACCGGAAAGACUCUUCUCGAGGCUAUUGAUGCUAUCGAGGAACCUUCCCGCCCAACUGACAAGCCCCUCCGUCUUCCUCUUCAAGAUGUCUACAAGAUUGGUGGUAUUGGCACGGUGCCAGUCGGUCGUGUUGAGACCGGUAUCAUCAAGGCCGGUAUGGUCGUCACCUUCGCCCCAGCUGGUGUCACCACUGAAGUCAAGUCCGUUGAGAUGCAUCACGAACAACUCGUUGAGGGUGUUCCAGGUGACAACGUCGGCUUCAACGUCAAGAACGUUUCCGUCAAGGAGAUCCGUCGUGGUAACGUUGCUGGUGACUCCAAGCAAGACCCUCCAAAGGGUGCUGAGUCCUUCAACGCUCAAGUCAUCGUCCUUAACCACCCUGGUCAAGUCGGUGCUGGUUACGCUCCAGUUCUUGAUUGUCACACUGCUCACAUUGCUUGCAAGUUCUCUGAGCUCCUCCAAAAGAUUGAUCGUCGUACCGGUAAAUCUAUGGAAGAUUCUCCAAAGUUCAUCAAGUCAGGUGAUGCUGCUAUCGUUAAGAUGGUUCCAUCCAAGCCUAUGUGUGUUGAGGCCUUCACUGAGUACCCACCUCUUGGACGUUUCGCCGUCCGUGAUAUGAGACAAACUGUCGCAGUGGGAGUUAUAAAAUCAGUGGAGAAGCAAGACAAAGCUGGCAAGGUCACCAAGGCCGCUGUCAAGGCUGGUGCAAAGAAGUAA
This is a messenger RNA of Sclerotinia borealis F-4128, 1383 nucleotides long. The record is from the annotation of a GenBank genome assembly. NCBI's taxonomy places the organism in Eukaryota, Fungi, Ascomycota, Leotiomycetes, Helotiales, Sclerotiniaceae.